Molecule: messenger RNA, 5769 nt
Organism: Melopsittacus undulatus (budgerigar)
Lineage: Eukaryota; Metazoa; Chordata; Aves; Psittaciformes; Psittaculidae
Gene: ADAM23
Product: ADAM metallopeptidase domain 23
Exons: 26
Coding region: 97-2553 (818 amino acids)
Biological process (GO): proteolysis
Cellular component (GO): presynaptic membrane
Molecular function (GO): metalloendopeptidase activity
Source: RefSeq, a predicted model, not a curated record
GCCUCCUUCCCUCCGCCACCGCCCGGCUUCGGGGUGAGGGAACCGCGCUGCUCCUCGGCCGGCAGCCCCCCUCUCACCCGCGGGGCGCUAUGAGCCAUGAAGCCGCCCGGCAGCAUCUCCCUGCGGCAGCCGCGCUGCGGCCGCCGCCUCCCCGCCGCCGCCGCCUGCCGCCCCACGCUCCUGCCGCUCCUCGGCCGCCUCGUCUCGCUGCUCCUGCUCCUCCAUGGCUCAUCUUGCCCGCGGGCCCGAGCGGCUGCAGCGGCCGCCGACCUGCAUUGGAAUGAAACAGCAGGCAGUACAGAGGGAGUACUGCCGGAUGAAGAGAAUACAUUUCAACAGAAUAAAAGCAACAACAGUAAAAAUAACAGCUACAGCAAUGCAAUCCAGAAAGAAAUCACACUGCCUUCAAGACUAAUCUAUUACAUCAACAGAGACUCUGAAACCCCUUACCAUGUCCUGGAUACUAGGGCAAGGCACCAGCAGAAGCAUGACAAGGCUGUACAUCUGGCCCAGGCAAGUUUCCAGAUUGAGGCCUUUGGCUCCAAAUUCAUCCUUGACCUCACACUGAAUAAUGACUUGUUAUCUUCCAAUUAUGUGGAGAUUCACUAUGAAGAUGGGAAACCAAAGUUUUCGAAGGGUGGAGAGCAUUGUUACUACCAUGGAAAAAUCAGAGGUAUCAAGGAUUCCAAAGUUGCUCUUUCAACUUGUAAUGGACUUCAUGGCAUGUUUGAGGAUAGUACUUAUUUAUACUUGAUAGAACCAAUGGAUUUGACCCAUAGUGCAGAAAGUAAAAGUAGGCCACAUAUCAUCCAAAGAACACAAGCCUCAAAGCAAUUGCAGGACCUUGAGACUGAAUCUAGUUCUGGAUGGCCCUAUCUGUCUGAACUACAGUGGCUGAGGAGAAAAAGAAGAAAGAGAGCAGUAUCUCGUGGUGUCUUUGAAGAAAUGAAAUAUCUGGAGCUCAUGAUAGUCAAUGACCAUAAAAUGUUCAAAAAGCACCGGUCUUCAAAUGCAUACAUAAACAAUUUUGCAAAGUCUGUGGUAAACCUUGUAGAUGCCAUAUACAAGGAACAGCUGAACACCAGGGUGGUUCUUGUUGCUGUGGAAACUUGGACAGACAGAGAUCGUAUUCACAUUCACCCUGACCCUCUGCAGAUGCUUCAUGAUUUCUCCAAAUAUCGACAGCUCUAUAUCAAACAGCAUGCUGAUGCUGUGCACCUACUCUCGAAUGUGACAUUUCAUUACAAAAGGAGCAGCUUAAGUUACUUUGGAGGGGUUUGCUCUGUGACCAGAGGAGUAGGAGUGAAUGAGUAUGGCCUCCCUUUGGCCAUGGCACAGGAACUAGCCCAAAGUCUUGCUCAGAACCUUGGAAUACAAUGGGAGCCAGCUGCCAGGAAACCGAAGUGUGACUGCACUGAAUCCUGGGGUGGUUGCAUCAUGGAGGAAACGGGGGUAUACCAUUCCAGGAAAUUCUCCAAAUGCAGCAUUGCAGAAUACAAGGAGUUCUUACUUCGUGGUGGAGGCGCCUGCCUUUUCAACAGGCCAACAAAGCUUUUUGAAACCACCGAGUGUGGAAACGGAUAUGUAGAAGCAGGAGAAGAAUGUGAUUGUGGUUUCCGAAUGGAGUGCUAUGCAGACUGUUGUAAGAAGUGCUCUCUUUCUAAUGGAGCUCACUGUAGUGAUGGACCCUGCUGUAAUACAUCAUGUCUUUUUUUCCCACGGGGCUAUGACUGUCGAUACGCAGUGAAUGAAUGUGAUAUUGCAGAGUUCUGCACUGGGGAUUCUGGCCAGUGUCCACCAAAUCUUCAUAAACAAGAUGGGUAUGCCUGUGAUUCUAAUCAGGGUCGUUGCUAUAACGGUGAAUGCAAGACAAGAGAUAAUCAAUGCAAAUAUAUCUGGGGAUCUAAGUCUUCAGGAUCUGACAAAUUUUGUUACGAAAAGCUUAAUACAGAGGGUACAAAAAAAGGAAACUGUGGAAAAGAUGGAGACCGAUGGAUUCAGUGUAGCAAACAUGAUGUUUUCUGUGGCUUUUUGCUCUGUACUAAUCUUACUAGAGUUCCACGAGUUGGUCAAGUUCAAGGAGAAAUUAUUCCCAACUCUUUUUAUCAUCAAGGACGAAUAGUGGAUUGCAGUGGUGCUCAUGUUCUUUUAGAUGAUGAUACAGAUUUAGGUUAUGUGGAGGAUGGAGCUCCAUGUGGACCUCAGAUGAUGUGUCUGGACAAAAAGUGCCUGCCAAUUCAAUCCUUGAACAUAAGCAGCUGUCCCAUUGGUUCUAAUGGAAAAGUCUGUUCUGGUCAUGGGAUUUGUAGUAAUGAAGCCACUUGCAUUUGUAAUUUCUCCUGGGCUGGGACAGACUGCAGUAUUGAUGAUCCUAUCAGGGAUACUGGUAGCAAGAAGGAUGAAGGACCCAAGGGUCCUAGUGCCACCAAUCUUAUUAUAGGCUCCAUCGCUGGUGCCAUCCUGGUAGCAGCUAUUGUCCUUGGGGGGACAGGAUGGGGCUUUAAAAAUGUCAAAAAACGAAGGUUCGAUCCAAGUCAACAAGGCCCUAUCUGAAGAAAUGUGUUUCAAAGAGCUGCCUCUUGCACUACUGGAUUUUGGGUAUGAUGUCUUUGCUGUAGCUGCACACAAACUAACUCAGUAAGGAAGAACAUGAGAAACUAACUAUAAACACAGCGUUGGGAUAUUAAGCUUUGGGGCAGUAGAAGACUCUCCUUUUUGGAGAUAAGUUCAGAAUACUUCCUCUGUUCACCUUUCUCCUGUUAACAUUAACUGACAAGCGUUACAAGCAAACUGUUUCAGAAUCAGGUAGGGUUUUUCUUUUCUCAAAGGAGGAGACACACAGACCAAGUGCAAUAAGUGAACUGUUCCAAAAAUAAUGAAAUAGCAGCACAUGUUUUCCCCAGCCUGCUGGCACUCUAACUUCACUUGAGUUCGCAUGACUUCCUUUUUCUUACCAAACUCCAGUGGCAUGAGGAGCUAGUUCUGAAAGGGUAACCUGCAUGGCUGACAUACAGACAACCAAGUCGCAAUCUGACCCCAAGCAGAAUCUGCAGCCCAAUAAAUGCAAACCACUGGGAAGCCAGUACCAGGCUCUGAUAGCUUUUCCAACUGCACAUUGCAUUUCACCACUGGACUCCAGUAUUCCCUGCUCUGGGAGCUCGCUCUCUACCUUGGUGUGGUCUCCUGAGCCAGAAGUCUGUUGGGUAUGGAAGCCACCGAGUGGUGGAUGUAAUUCUUCCAAGAAGGAAAAAGUGUAAAUAUGGAAAUAAGAUUUUGAUGUAUCAUUUUCACAGAUUAUAUAUAAAUAUAUAUAUGAGAAAAGGAUUUCCAUAUAAAAAGUUCUAUUCUUUAUGUAAAUCUAUUUUUGAUGUUGGGUUUGGUUUUGGGUUUUUUUGCUCCCCUUUUUUUUGGUAGCAUGUUGUACAGCUGAUGUUCUGGGCUUGCUCAAAAAAGGCAGAUAAUAGCAUGCAGAUGCAGGGAGUUCUGACACCAAACAGAUGUGAUCUGAAGUUUGUAUGCUUGAAACCAAAAACAAUUAAAAUGUAUAAAUACAUAUCUAUGUAUUGACUAUAAGUCUGGAUUACUUUUUUUUUUGCUGUUACACAGAUUUUUCCAUAAGAUAAUGUAAGAUAAGUGACACCCUUUCAAACUAAUCACAGAAGUGCCAAGCUUUUUUAAUUGUUAUUAUUUUUAACUACAGCUACUUUUUUCCUAAAUCCUGUGAAAUAAAAACUUAAAUAAGCCUUAAAAUACUCACAAAAAGUUAAAAGCUUGGACGGAGCUCUUCCUCUCUUGCCUUCUGCACACCCACCCACAUGGGCUUGCAAAGGUGACUGAUGUUUCUGACCCACUCCCUGUAACUCUUUGAUGCAUCUCACUUCUCAAAGCAUAAUGUAGAAUUAGUACUUUGAACCUUGGCUACUGAUGGCAGUUACCAUCACAGAGCAUGCAGAAUCCCACGCUAUCUCAGGGGGUCAUGCACUGUAAUGACUUAUAGGUACAUUGUGUGUACAAAGAUAAGAGCUUUGCAGAGAAGUGUGGGCACCUGCUUGUUGCCCUGGGCCUGCCCAGCUUGAGAAAGGUAUGAAAGUGUCUUGUUUAGGCCUCCCUCCAAGUGCAGAGCUGUGCAGUCUGGCUUACCCUCUUCACCUUGACUUAAAACUUAGGUAAUUCAGUUUGUGUAAGAAGUGACCUGAUGAAAGUUUCAUUGCUGCAUCUGAUAAUCAAAUUUAAGAGUUAUGUGUUGGAUGUUAGUAACAACAGAAGUCCAGUUACAACUGCUUACUCCAUCUUUGUUUAGUGGAAAUCUAUUUCCUGAGUUAGCUUUAAGAGUCAAAACAGUAAGAAAAUGCUGCAGAUUUCCUGUGACUUAAAAAUCUCAUUUCUAUUUAUUUCUUAUUAUGAUAAUGUUCAACAGUUUCAGAGAGAACUACAAUAUUGUUAUGGUUUAAGCACCCAGGACAAAUAUAUUGUUUUGGUUGACAGAUAUUAUUAAAUGGGUUUAAACAGCUUUAACAUAAUCACAUUAACACUUUCUACAUUAUGAGUUAAAGGUGCUGCACACAGGUAGUCACCAAUGAUAUGUGUUAUAAAUCUUAGUAUGAAAAAUCCCUGCCUGGCUUUAUGCAGGAGGAAGCUAGUGACAGUACUUUCAUGGCAAACCAAAAAUACCUGCAGCUGUAUUAUUGUCCUCAAAAAGUACUUUGCUUGGGAACAUAACCCCAAAGUUCAUCAGGGUUCUGCUUCCAAAGCAAGAGUAACCUACAACAGAAACACUAGAGUUACGAAAAAUCAGAAGUAAAGUCAAGUGGCUAUACAUAACCUACCUGUGUAAUAACCUUUGAGAAGCGCUUCACAAACAGCAUUGUUAGUGUGUGAUGUGAUGUUCUAAAUCAGACCACAGUGGUCCCCAGCUACUAUGUACAUACAUUCAGUGCUGGAGUAACUUUUUGAUUUACACCAGCAGUUUCAUAAAGAUUAGGAGUUCCUGACUGACUUUAUGCUCCACUCACCCACUGUAUGUGAAAACACACAUUCACCUUCUGCCCUGCAGUACAUGAGGCAGGUGGCAGCGCUGCUUGGAGCAGACGCAGGCCUGAGUGCUUUCUGUGGUGGCAGAGAGGUAAAACAUUGGGUUUGGUAGACGUUGAUUUUGUACAUCCUGCCUUUGCUGUGCUUUUGGAAGUCCAUGUAGUAUUCAUUUGUUCAUCACAAAGCAUCAUCAAAAGAAGAGCUGGUCAGCAGUGCCUCUACUUCAUCCACUACCUGUUUGCUCCAUUAUUUAUCUAUUGACCUGGACAAGAAACUGCAGUAACUAUUGCUCGUUCCAGUUUGCUGCAUGAUUGCAUUGAUUUGACCUGAUCCUCCUAAAAGAGAAGUCUGCCUGGCAACUAACAGCCGUAUAGGUGCAUGUUAAAAGAAACAGAUUACUUAUGGCUGGAGUUUAACCAAUUUUUCUUUACUAUGCAAAGAUGGGUAUUGCACAAACAAAUCUAAGACAAAUGUCUGAGGAAAUGCCAUAGAAUACUUGAAGUUAUGUUUUAAGCCUACUCAGUCAUGUUUUGUAUUCAUUAUUGCUUCCACUGUUACUCUUCCUUUUGAAAAUGAUUUGUAAUUAUUUUUUUAAGUGCACAACUUGAUGUUAUAGAUCAAGUUUUUGUUUCAAGUUAAUACUCAUUCAUAUCUUGUUGGCUGCUAAUGAAUGAAAAUUCAAUAGUCCUUGUUCUGCAUCUUAGCAAGAUGAGUAUUAAAAAUGUCAUGAACGUGGAA